Cynocephalus volans (Philippine flying lemur) is the source of this 663-nucleotide messenger RNA. RefSeq names its product telomere repeat binding bouquet formation protein 2 (gene TERB2). Gene Ontology annotation, biological process: homologous chromosome pairing at meiosis; meiotic attachment of telomere to nuclear envelope. Bases 1 to 663 code for a protein of 220 amino acids. The transcript has 7 exons. Gene Ontology annotation, cellular component: nuclear inner membrane. The record is from RefSeq and is a predicted model, not a curated record. NCBI's taxonomy places the organism in Eukaryota, Metazoa, Chordata, Mammalia, Dermoptera, Cynocephalidae.
AUGUUUCAAGGGCACCGCGGUUGGUUCUGCCGCAGCGUCAGCGGGGACCUGAGGCAGUUCUGGGUGACUGAAGGGGGGACCAUCUGUGACCCGCAGGCCGCCGACUUUUUGUUCAGCUGUGAUGCCUCGCACCCAGACACGCUGAGAAUAUAUCAGAGCCUUGAUUACAUAGAAGAUAAUGCUACAGUUUUUCAUGCCUACUAUCUCUCUGCGGUAGCUAAUGCUGAAAUAAACUCAGUGGCUUUAGGUCAUUUCAUUCUUCCACCUGCAUGCCUGCAAAAAGAAAUAAGAAGAAAAAUUGGUAGUUUUAUUUGGGAACAAGACCAACAUUUUCUGAUAGAAAAGCAUGAUGAAGUAACACCGAAUGAAAUUAAGACCCUUAGGGAAAGCAGUGAAUUAGAAACAGAGCACAAAAAAGAAUUAUCCAAAAGCACAGGAGAGCAUUUUAUAAGGACUCCAGUUGUAGAAAAGCAGAUGUACUUUCCUCUUCAGAAUUAUCCAGUGAACAACAUGGUAACAGAUUAUUUAUCAAUCAAUGCCAUGAAGAAAUACCUUGGGGAUCUACACGACUUCAUUCCUGGAAGCUCAGGGUAUUUGGCAUACCGUGUUCAAAAUGAAAUUAACAUGUCUGCUAUAAAAAACAAAUUGAAGAGGAAAGUUUAA